Lobosporangium transversale is the source of this 653-nucleotide messenger RNA. RefSeq lists its product as hypothetical. The record is from RefSeq and is a predicted model, not a curated record. The coding region runs from base 153 to 536 and encodes 127 amino acids. The transcript has 4 exons. NCBI's taxonomy places the organism in Eukaryota, Fungi, Mortierellomycota, Mortierellomycetes, Mortierellales, Mortierellaceae.
AAUAAAAGUGUCAAAACUUAUCCAUCGAUAAUGUGGUAGAGGAUAUAGUAGGCAGGCAGCGCUGCCAAAGGCCUUUUCUGUCUUUUUCACCCAAUACAAUUACAAUAUUGUCAAUUUGAAUUUUUCUCUCAGCACCUAGAUUUCAUAAACACAUGGUCCGCACCUGUAGUCUGUGCAACAGUGAAAAGCAUGAUAGGCGGCUCUGCCCUCAAAAAACAGAGCGUGUUGAGCUUCGCACAAACCUUCCCUCCGCUUCACACCUGGAGCAGGUUAUUGGUCCCACGAGAGGGGCAAAUAUUGUUAGCCAGCCUCAAAGGCCGCAUAUGUGUAGCACUUGCAAUCGCCCAGGACAUAAUCGAAGUACAUAUCCGAGUGCUGAAAGCCAUAUCCAAAAUGAAGCCAAUCAUGGAGCAGUGCGCGAGCGAAGCUUUGACCAUGACCUUGAUAUCGAAAAUGAGAGACCCACACAAAGGCGAAGACUCCUUCCUGAGAUGCUCAUUGAGCGCGCUAUCUUGAGUCCCCUUAAUGAGGGCUAGGAACAUACACACGGAACAUUGUCUUCAAAGAUGCUUUAUAGCCACGUUGUCUUUUGAUUGCCAUUUACUGCGUUACCUCCUCGCCGCCGUUAAUCUAUCAAAUGUUGUGAUUACCAG